AUUUUGCGUUGCCACCUGGCGUCGUUAAGUGGAGUCACUUGCACGUGCUUUUCCAUUUUGCGGCGCCACCCUGCGUCGUUAAGUUGAGUCACUGUUUUUCCUUUUUACGUUGCCACCUGGCGUCGUUAAGUGGAGUCACUACACGUGCUUUUCUUGCGAGAUAAACAAAAUUUGACAGUUCAGAUUUCGACUGUUUAUAAAGUCAACAAAAUCGCUACAGUGCCCAAAUCUUUCCUUAAAGGUCAAAGGAAUGUGAUCCAAGAUGUCUAGGACUAAGCUGAAGCAGCGCGUCCAAGAAAAGCUGACAACUAUCCAAGAGCACCGAGAUGAAAUUGUGCAGUUUCUUGAUGGAGUCGUCAGAGAGGCAAACUCUGUGGCACAGAACCUCACAUCUGUAUCAGACAAGAGCAAGUUCCAGACGAAAUACAGGUCGACGAUGCAGUCGUUGGAAGAACAUCUCAACACGCUCUUUCUGAUCAAGGCCUCACUUCCAGGGGAAGAUGGAGGCUCAGAAAGUUCUGAAUGUGAUGAGGAUGAAGAUGAACUCCCUGGUGAUGACCUAGGUAGAACUGGAUCCAGGAAUAACUCCUUGUUGUCCCCUACGCCAGACCAUGACUCGCUAGACCGCAACUCGCCAGAUACGGGUUCUAAAGGAAGUGCCCAACCAAGUGCCAAGUACUCAAAAGAAUCAUCUGGAAGAAAACAUGGAGGCCAGAUAGAUUCCGAUGACCCAGAAGUUAAAAGCGAGGAUUUGACUUGCAAAAAAGCCGAACUGAACAUUAAAGAUGAGCAGUAUGUUAGAGAGCAGCCAAAAAAAGAUAUUGAACGUUGUAAUGAAGGUGCUGAAACAAGAUCUACUGAACCACUGCCAGUGGGUGCUAUGGCUUCAGAGGGAGAGCCUCAAAUACCUAAAGAACAAUACACAAGACCUGAGACAGAAUUGCCAGAACCUGAAUUAGAUCAGGCUAAAGUGACGACAGAUCUCCCUAAUCUAACAGGACCUGCAUUUCAAACUCACUCUGCAGUGCCUGAAACUGGGCAGCAGUUUGAGCCUGUAGUAUCGGACCCUAGUCAAUACCUAGCAACCCCUGCGUCAACAGUGGAAUCAUCACCUGAGUCGCUGGCAAAACCAGUUGAGCAGAGACCAUCUACCCCACCUAGUUAUCAAAGCAAUGAGGAACCUUUGGUUUUGCCACCACCAUUCGGAACACGCAGAUUCAGACGGGAAAAGCGUAAUAUCUCUGGGAAGGAAGCGUCAAUAAACAUGAUCAUGGAUUCUCUGAAUAUACGCAGGGAUGCUUUGGAAGCAGUGAACCAAGUCAAGGAGGCUUUGUCAGCUGGGAAGGGGGGAAGUAUUGCCGCAUCUGAUAUUAGCCAAGCCAGUGCCUCCAGCGGAUUAGGACCCCGCACUCAGAAGAUGUCUCGGAGCUGUGUGUCAUUGAAGAGUACUGGAAAUGCGUCAGCUACCUCCAGUUUCAACCCAGAUUACGGUUUGGGGCCAAAUAUUCCUAGCCUGACGUUUCAGGAUGGUGAUGAGGUGAACGUGGUUCUUCUUGAAGUGGUGACACCGUCCAUGUUCUGGGUGAGGCCUGCAGGGGCUGAGCCUGACUCACUCCUUGAGGCAAUGUCGGUUUAUUAUGGUAAAAUUCUCAAUAAGAAUGGCCUUGGCUCUGAACCCAAAGUGGGGACGGUCUGCGCUGCUCGAUUCACCCAGGACGACAUGUGGUACCGGGCGAAGAUUGUUGGUGUUACGCCCGAUCAGAAUGUGUCAAUUCACGAGUGUCAGUCUGAAAUAGAUCAAUCCUCCGGACCUCACAUCAGUCCAGUUGACAGGUUUGUUGUGGAAGUCAUGUACAUAGACUAUGGAAACCAGGAAAAGAUAUCAGAGAACCGUCUUUGGCAGUUAACCCCUGAAUUCAGUCAGAUGCCGGUGCAGGCAUUCUGUUGUGCCUUAGCCAGAGUCUUGCCGUUGGAUGAACAUAAGUGGAUGAUGGCAUCACACAUGCUCUACGCUUACAACACCACAACGCUGACAGGAAUCCUAUCAACUGAACCGGGCUGCCCCGUCUUACUACUUGACCUCAAAAUCCCUGGUGCAGACUCAACAUUCUCCAACUACCUUGUUGCGCACAAUGUUGCAAGACCUGUAAGCAAUUCGGAAAUUGCUAAGACUUUUUUAGGUGUUGACAACGUCGGUGGGGAUCCUGGGCCGGCUGAUUUUUUAGAGGCAGUGAAAUCCAUGUCGCCUAAAAUGAACAAUUCUGAGGCUUCUUUGGUGCAGUCAGUUAGCCGUGGUAGUUCUGUGCCAGCAUUUGAUGUUGGUGAAUCUGGUGCCAAAGGACAAUCUCAGCCACUUAACGAUCUUCAGAAGGGUGCUGUGAAAGUGCAGAGCAGUGACAGUAACAAUGAACGUUCGAACACACCUAGUACUGAUGAAUGGAAAAACACGCAGGCAGACGGUUCCUUGGAUAAUCUGCUGGAUGAGGCGUUGGCUGGUGAAGAUGACUCUCGUGAGGCAAGUCAUGAAAUGAAACUUUCUGGCGAGGAACCAAAAAGUCCAAUUAGCGAAAAACUCGAAGAAUUAAGUAAGUGUGCCUCAUCGCCGGAAGGUGGUUUGGAUGAAGGGGCCCCGGAUGGAUGGCUCACUCUGUCGUUUGGUGCUCCAUCGGAAGAAUUGAAAAAACGUGAAUUGCAGAUUCCCCGGAAUGGAUACAUCCAGUUCAUGAUGUCCCACAUCAACAAUCCUGGCGACUUCUACGUUCAUCUGGUUGAUCAAAGAACGAGUGAAAUCCUUGACCAACUCAACAAGGACUUGAAUCACGAAUACAAGGGUUACAUGAAAAGUAUGAUGGGGCGAUACUUUGAGGACCAGUACACCCCGACAGUUAAGAGUCUCUGCUGUGCUUGUUUCACAAAAGAUAACACGUACUAUCGUGCCUCGGUACUGGAAAUCCGCAAAGUAAUCAAAGGGGUUCGACGCGCCGGUACGAACAGGCAGCGGCUCCGCCAGCCUAAAGAACAGGAGGAGAAAUAUGAGGUCCGCGUACUCUACUUUGACUUCGGAAACAUUGAGUGGGUGCCUGGAUCUAAGGUUUAUCCUCUUACACACCGAUUCUGGAACAUUCCUGUGCAGGCUGUGCACUGUACGCUGGCCAAUGUCCGACCAACAGGCAUCAAUGGACGCUGGAGUGAAAGUGCGACAAGUGUGUUUGAGAUGAAGACGGGAUUUGAAAAGAGUUUCCUUGGUUAUGUUAUUGAGGAUGGUGAAGUAGUCACCGAGCCAAUCCCCUUAGCCAUCCUGGACCUGACUGAUGAGACAUGGAUUAAUACCCUCCUGGUCGAGAAGAACUUUGCUGUAGCCCAUUUAGUGGAGAAUGGUACAGGAGAUGAGUAUGAAGAUGCUGAUGAGGUAGAGAAGCUGAAAAACUGGGACCCGAUGGAAGAGGACUACCUGUCAGAACGCAACAGCUUGAUGGUAGAUGUCGAUGACGCUAGUGUGGCCCUUACUGGAUACAAGAGUGAAAAUAGCCAGCGCCCAUGCAAGUUCUAUGGGAAGACGAAGGCAGGAUGUGUGAGGGGAGACAGAUGUCUUUUUGCCCAUGUAGACCCUUCAGAUAAUGGUUAUCGCGCUGGAGAAAAGGGUGAGGCAUAUUGCCUCAUCGACACGGACACCAUUCAAGUGCCAGAUGAAGACAAUUGGAUGCCAGUUGCUGUCAGUGCCAUCUUUAAUCCUGGCCGAUUCUACGUCAACUUCCCAUGCGGCACUCAGUCUUUCUUGAAUCGUGAAAAGGACGAUGAAGGUUAUGAAGGCAGUUCUCAUCUACCAAGUAGUCACCGAGAAACUUUGGAAAUGAUGUCUGAAUCUUUGAACGAGCAUUAUUGUAAGAUCAUUAGACGAGACAGACAGCUGAUGGGCUUGGCCCCUGGUGAGAUAAUAGCUGCACAGUUCAGCGAGGACACUUCGUGGUACAGAGCUAAAGUAUUGGAUGCCGACACUGACAGUCGUACUGUCGAGGUGUUCUAUGUUGACUUUGGUAACUCUGAAUGGAUAUCAGAAGACAGAGUGCGACUCAUGGAACCCCAGUUCCUCCAUAUGCCAUUCCAAGCUAUAGAGUGUUUCCUCUCCAAUGUGGAACCCAUUGAUGGCCUUGCUUGGUCAAAGGAGUCAAGGGACUACUUUCAGAAGUUGGUGGAUGGCAAGCGGUUAUUUGCUCAUGUCAUUAGCAAGAACCUUAAUGGUGUGUUGCGGCUUGAUCUCUACGACACUGAAAACGAAGAAGAUAUCUACAUCAACAAGCACCUCGUCCAGUCGGGAUACGCCCGAAAUGUUGAUCCAACAGCUACAGAAUCUCCUGGUAGUACUGACUCAGGACGCCCCAGAUCGAGAAUGAGUUCUCGGAGCAGUGUUAGUGGAGGGAAGAAACGCUACUCGGGCUCAGAUGUUAUUGAGGUGUACAUGCCUGGGUGAAGUGUUUCAUUUGGCUACUCUGGCUGGGUUAUGCAAGAAAGAUUUCUGAAAUUAGGUUGAAAGUUUGCUUGGCCUGUGGGUGACUUACUCACUCUGGAACAUGCAAGGGUAAUCUUGGCAAAAAUGGCCCAAUUAUUGAAUAUCUGAGAGUUUAAAACUUAGUUAAGUUGCAUCUAAAUUUUAAGAACAAAGUCCUGUUCAAGUUUGUAAUGAUGGGCAUUGAACAAAUUCUAAUAUGUUUGAUCAGAUUCAUGUAGUAGUGGUGGUGGCUUUGCAGUUUGAUAGAAUCCUGUAUAUAAUUUUCUGAUUUGAUUUUCUUCUUACUACUGUCUUAAUUUCUGUGAGGGAUGCAAAUGUGCCCUUCUGAUUAUGUGGUAAAAUUUUAUUGUGCUAAAUCGUGACCAGCCGCAAUCAUUCAAAGUGUUUAGUUUGACCUGCCAGAAAUAAAGUACCAGGAAAUGUGUUAUAAAUGGUGUGAGGGAGUUUGUUCAGAGUUGUUUGAUGUUUUUGAAUGCAGAAAUCAAUUGUAUUGGAACCUGGUUGUGUAACCGAGAAAUUCGGAAAAGUAGUUUACUGAAAGAAAAGUUUAAGGGUUUGAGAUAUCAAAAUAUCUGGUACACUGGUUCAAUACAUAUACAUACAUAUUCCAUAUACUAGUAUAUUGUUAAUUUUGUGAAAUAUUCCUUUAUUUGCUGUACUUCAGUCUCUUGUGUCUAGUUGAGCGAAUUAAAAAAAAGGGCUAGAGGAUGCGGUCAGCCACAGUUGCAGAAGUUUGUAACAAAUUUUCAUUUUGUGUAAACAAUGUUUUUUUAUUAAUUUGGCAAAUUAUGAUAAAAGAGAUUGUUUGGUUGGAAUGUAAAUUGAUUUUUGGGAAAACCAUGGAUUUUGUUUAGUUGAGAUGAUUUGGUCUACAUGCGGGUCAAACCUAUCUGUAUGAUGUGUCAUUUUCUGUUUGAAGCUUAGUGCAGAAAAGCUGAGGAAAGAUUGGUCACUCCAUGUCUUAUAGAAAAGCCUUAUACAUGUAUGGCUGGAGGAUGCUCUGUUCUGUAUGUGUUACAUCAAUAGCCAAACUGUAGAGUAAAACACAAGAGUGAUGGUAUAAAUGCACAUUAUUAUGAUGAAAAAAAUGUAUCUCAUGUGUUGAGUCUUGAAACUGCCAUUGAUAAUUCUUAUGUUCAGGUUGAAGGAGGGUCUCAGUGAGUUACCCUGCCAAAGAUAGAGACAUUACAGUAUAGAAAAGCCUUAUACAUGUAUGGCUGGAGGAUGCUCUGUUCUGUAUGUGUUACAUCAAUAGCCAAACUGUAGAGUAAAACACAAGAGUGAUGGUAUAAAUGCACAUUAUUAUGAUAAAAAAAAUGUAUCUCAUGUGUUGAGUCUUGAAACUGCCAUUGAUAAUUCUUAUGUUUGGGUUGAAGGAGGGUCUCAGUGAGUUACCCUGCCAAAGAUAGAGACAUUACAGUAUAUUUUGCUUUGGGUGGUCUGGAAAGGAGUUUACUUUGGAAAAAAAGUGUUUUAUAGCGCAGAAAUUUCUUUCCAUUUAAAUCACAAUACUGUGUCCUAUAAGAUGAAUUAUUUCAAUAAAAAUGUUAAUAUUUUC
This is a messenger RNA of Lineus longissimus, 6065 nucleotides long. RefSeq lists its product as uncharacterized. Gene Ontology annotation, molecular function: metal ion binding. The transcript is spliced from 16 exons. NCBI's taxonomy places the organism in Eukaryota, Metazoa, Nemertea, Pilidiophora, Heteronemertea, Lineidae. Gene Ontology annotation, biological process: piRNA processing; spermatogenesis; P granule organization. The record is from RefSeq and is a predicted model, not a curated record. Gene Ontology annotation, cellular component: P granule. Bases 263 to 4468 code for a protein of 1401 amino acids.